AUGCGGUCCAUUGAGAGCAUGGAGCCAGAGAAAGAACAUACCCAGAGCAGCUUCUUCAACAAGGUGGAUGUGCCUGACCAUGCUCACUACAUUGUCGCUGUAUUCGUCUUUGUCAUCGGGAUCCUGGGCAUCACUGGCAACGCUCUGGUUAUGUUCGCCUUCUAUAGCAACAAGAAGCUACGCAGCCUGCCAAACUACUUCAUCAUGAACUUGGCAGUCAGUGACUUCCUCAUGGCUUUCACACAGUCACCCAUUUUCUUCAUCAACUGUCUCUACAAGGAAUGGGUGUUUGGAGAGAUGGGAUGUAAGAUGUAUGCAUUCUGUGGUGCCCUGUUUGGCAUUACCUCCAUGAUAAAUCUACUGGCCAUCUCCAUCGACCGCUACGUGGUUAUCACCAAGCCCCUGCAGGCGAUACGCUGGAGCUCCAAACGAAGAACAGCCCUGGCCAUCCUCAUGGUCUGGCUUUACUCUUUGGCUUGGAGUCUGGCUCCUCUAGUUGGCUGGAGCUCUUAUAUCCCUGAGGGCCUGAUGACAUCUUGUACAUGGGAUUAUGUUACUUACACACUGGCCAACAGGAGUUACACAAUGAUGCUGUGCUGUUUUGUUUUCUUCAUUCCACUGGGAAUCAUCUUUUACUGCUAUCUCCUAAUGUUUCUGGCUAUAAGAAAGACCAGCAGGGAGGUAGAACGUCUGGGGACUCAGGUGAGGAAAUCCACCCUCAUCCAUCAGAAGUCCCUCAGGAGUGAAUGGAAGUUGGCGAAGAUCGCCUUUGUCGUCAUUGUGGUUUACGUUCUCUCCUGGUCACCAUAUGCCUGUGUCACACUGAUUUCCUGGGCUGGGCAUGCCAAUAUCUUGUCGCCAUACUCCAAGGCUGUCCCUGCAAUCAUAGCAAAAGCCUCCACUAUCUACAAUCCUUUCAUCUAUGCUAUCAUACACAACAAAUACAGGAUGACUCUGGCAGAGAAAUUUCCCUGCCUUUCGUUUCUGUCUCCUACUCCUCGGAAGGAAUGCAUCUCCUCCUCCAUCAGUGAGUCCUCAUUCAGGGACUCCAUCAUCAGUAGACAGUCCACAGCGUCAAGGACACACUUUAUUACAACUUCCUCCAAGUCCACAGACAUGGCAUUGAGGGAUGUAGAGAUGGAGCCUUUGGGAAGGAAGUCAGGUGAUUCCCUCAGAAGCGUGUCGUCAUAUAGUCAGUCUUGCAAAGGGAGGUCCUCAAAGGAACAAUCAGAGCGGAAGACUUACAAGAAACAUGCAGCAGAGAAGCAUCCAUCUGCCAUGAGUGAGUCAUCGAGCACCUGUGAGCAUGAACUGGUUUCCAGCUCUCUGACCAUCGCCACUCUUCCCUUACUAGUUCUUACCAGGAGACGCAGCCAGAGUCUGACCAAUGAUAUUUCAGGUGCUGGGGAGGAGAAAUUCAGCGUCAGUGACAGGCUGAACAGCCACAAGAGUGACUCUUUUGAUUCCCUCAGUUUCAGAAAAAUCCCAUCUACUGAUCCCAGGUCGCCUCAGGGUGUUCCACGCAUAAUUGUCAUCAGUCCCACUUCUGAAAGCAGCCUCAUCAAACAGGACAGUGUCUGCUUGGAGGAGAGUGUUGAGGCAAUGGAGAACAAUGUAUUUGUUAGUCUAAACUUCUCAUCAGAAGUCUUUGAGGCAGUGGAGCUACUGUCUUGA
This is a messenger RNA of Toxotes jaculatrix (banded archerfish), 1674 nucleotides long. RefSeq names its product opsin 4xb (gene opn4xb). The transcript has 9 exons. Gene Ontology annotation, molecular function: G protein-coupled receptor activity. Gene Ontology annotation, cellular component: membrane. The record is from RefSeq and is a predicted model, not a curated record. Gene Ontology annotation, biological process: G protein-coupled receptor signaling pathway; visual perception. Lineage: Eukaryota; Metazoa; Chordata; Actinopteri; Toxotidae. The coding region runs from base 1 to 1674 and encodes 557 amino acids.